CACCCCCCUUAGUCAUGUGCACACCAUUUAAAUUUCUCUCUUUCCAUUGCACCAGUCAUGGGUAUUGUGUCCGCAUCAAUUGGGAGGUCACCGCGCCGAAUCUAAGAUUUUACAGUAAAGCUGCGAUUAUCAGAUCCAUUGAGGCUGAAAAGAUCGAUCAUCAGAACAAUGGGUAAAAUUGAAUACUUCAUCGUCGAAUUUUAUGGAGGCAAGACAACGUUUUACCCCGGUGAGGCACUGAAUGGCACUUUACGUGUGAAGGUCAACAAGGAGUUAAAACUGCGAGGUAUUCGACUCGAGUUCCAUGGCAAAGCACACAUUCAUUGGUCUGAAACGACAGGAUCUGGCGAGCAUAGAAGGACAAGACAUUACAGUAACAGUGAAACGUACAUCAACACUAUGGCGACGUUGUUUGGCAAAGGUAAGUUCGGUAUUUCCAGCUGUGUGUGCUGCUAUUAGGUACAUUUAAUUUAUUUUAUAUUUUCGUCGCUAUUUUCAGACGUAAACAAUGGUUUUGAAACCGAUUGCUGUUGCUCAGUGGCUUGUUUUUCGUGAUAUUUAGGGUAUUUUCGAAAAUGCACGUCAUUGCCAUCAUCAUCUAUCUAUUACUCUGGUACAUUUUUACACGAGCAACUGUCUUUGGCAGUUUUCCUGGGGUGUAUGAAUGAGUUGAAGUUAAACUUUAUAUUUUAUUGUCAUUUGCGUUGUGGGAGUUUGGCUGUAUUUCUGUGCAUUUCAUCUCUGCUAACUUUAAGUUGUUUUUAAAAGCAGAUUGCAAUGAGUUUUUUUUUCUUUUUUUUCUUUUUUAAACAUAAACGUAUUUAUUCCGAUCCGUCCUGUACCAAUGAUGUGUUUCAUGAUUAAUAAAUUAUCAAAUGCAGAUCGAUGGUGUAUUUGCAUGUCCAAGGUGAUCAAAAAAAUCAUAUUCAAAAGUAGUAGAAAUUAAAACACGAAAAUCAUUUUUUACAGGAAUUUCCUUGUUGCAAGCAUAUUUCCUUAUGGCUUGCAUGACAGUAGGCAACUAAGAUGUAGGUUUGCUAAAUGUUACAGGCAUGAUUGACAGGAUUUGAGGUCAAGAGUAUAGAAUAUUUGGCAGGCCAUUAAGUUCUUUCUGCAUCAAUUUGCAUUCCUAGUAUUUUGCCAAGACAUGUCCCAAAAAAUUAAACCACUCAAUCUACAAUUUUGUUCAACCAGGUUUACUUUGAAAAACAAGACAAACUAGUUAAAAUUAGUUGAAUAUAAUGUUGAGUUUGAGUUCACCAAAUUCAAGUUAGCUGAUAAUAAAUAACUUUAAAAAAUGGGGUCAAAUGUAGGGAAAAAUCUCUUUUUGUUAAGUUAGCAGGAGGUUUGAGUUAGCCUAGUCCAAGUUAGCAGAGAUUCAUCGUUAAAGUAUUUUUUAUGGCCUCAAUCCUUGACAAAUAUAUUUUUUUCUUUGUUUUUAUUUUACAGGUCCAAAUGAGAGUGGUGACGAUCCAGUUCUGCAGCCAGGGGAAUACUCUUACCCCUUUCAAUUUCUCAUUCCAAAUCAAAAUAUGCCAACAUCAGUUGAAGCAAAUCAUGGCUAUGUCCGAUACUGGCUCAAGGGAAUUAUUGAUCGCCCAUGGAGAUUUGACUUCACAACAAAGGCAGCAUUCACCAUGAUUGAGUUUGUUGACAUCAACACAUUGCCUCUUCUGGUGAGUGCACUAAUGUUGUAAUGCUCCAUGAAACAAAACCUUAUGUUGUUGAAUCUCUUUUUGUUGGUGCUGUUGUUGUUGAGUGGGUUUACUGUCUGCAGAAAUUCCCUUUCCAGCACUAUUCACAUAUGAGUGUAGCAAAUGGGCAGUGCUGAUUCUGUUUUUUGCAUUCCUUUCUUAAUUCAUGGUUUGCGUAAAUAAAAGGAAAAAGUUCAAGUCUCUUUCCUACUGUACAAAGUUUCAGGGAAAUAUUGACAUGUCAUGAAAUGAAUGAAAAAAUCCAUGGGUCACAAGAUGUCAGGAGGCAAAUCACACCUCAGACUGAUGUAAAUAAACCCUUUGCCAUCAUGACAUAUGCAUGGCUUUAUGUUUUAAUUUUUUGUUAGAAAGCAGAGAUCCAGGAAAAGAACCAGUUGUUCAGCAUAUUAAUUUACAAUGUGCUUUCAAAAAUAUAAGUGUGACUACAUUUAUUUUCAAUGUCGGAAUGCAUAUUUUUGUGGCAAUUGAAAUUUUUCCUUUUAUAUAGGAUCAUACUACCUGAUUAGUAGGAGUCAACUGAUAUCUUUUCAGCAAUAAGCAUUUUGGAUUAUGCUGUAAGAAUAUUUAUUUCAUUUUCAUUUGGAAUUCAAGUGCACUCUUCCUGUAGAGGACAAAAAUUUCAUGCUGGUAAUUACAAAAAUAAAAAUGAAUUUUCCAGAAAUGCAGAAAGAGUUGUUUUAAAGAAACAGUGGCCCUGGUGAUUUAAAGGGUGGAUAAAGCUAUUCCUUGAUAUAUCUUUAUCCAACGGUUAGUGCAGGAUUUUUUUUUUACCAUUUAUCCACUGGUUGGUGGUUCAUCUGUUGGAUAGCAUUAUCCUUCGUUUGAAGAACUGGGUCCUGAUUUUUAUCCUCCCUUAUUCUUUUUUAGCAACCCUGUCAGAUGGCUGAAAAUCGUGAUGUGGGAUGCCUGUGUUGUAAGUCUGGUCCUCUCAGUAUUACACUCUAUACCGACAGGGGUGGGUACUGUCCUGGUGAGUCUAUUGGAGUCUCAGCUGUCAUCAGUAAUAAUUCAAAUAAUGAAAUUAUUGGUCUGGAGUUCCAACUUAUUCAAGCCAUCGUUUAUAUUGCCUCAUGUGGUAAGUUGACAAAUAUGAAUGUUAUUAAACUUUGUGAUGUUAGAGGCAGCAACAAACAAUGUACUUUUGAUGUUCUGUAGAUGUCUCUGGUAUUCAUAGUUCUCUGUGGUUAAUUGUGGUUUAAAAUUAAUCCUGUUUUAAAAAUAUUAAAAAAUUUUUUUCCCCAGAAUUUACACAGACUUAAGUUGGCAGACUAAAAGAAUUCUAUUCUUUCAGUUUGCAAUCAUUAUUUGGGGAAUAUUAUUCUUACAUGUUCAUCAUAAUACCUCUUUGAUGGGCUAAGGUUUCAAAUAGAAUUGCCUUAAAUUGAUUGAUUAGCAUACAGUGCAUGUCAGUGUAAAUUUUUGCUUUAGUGAAGUACACCUGUAUGCUUGUAGAAGUACACGUAGAUGUAGGUAAUUCCAGAGAUGUGAACCUCCUAAAAACUUCUGUGUGACAUAGAUACAGGCUGGUAGAGUUCCUAACAAUUCAUUUUGUGAUGAUUACAGGAAAGCAAAGGCAUGGUGAGGAAAAGGUUGCAAGCAUGUUCCAGGAAGGAGUGAAGCCUGGUGAAGAGUCUCGUUUACCAAUGCUGGCAUUUACAAUUCCAUCAUUACCACCAUCCACAUUAAGUUGUCAUUGUUUGAGGCUGUCGUAUGUCCUGAGGGUAAUUUGUUAGUUGCAUUUGUUAUUGCUUUGGCUUAAUAACUGAAUUUUGAUACAGCAGGAGACUUUUUUGUUGUUUACCUGGCUUCAUCUAAAGAGAAGGGAAAGGGGGGGGAGGGAGGGGGUUUGAAGAAGUUGAGAAAGUUAUACAUAGCUAAACCCUUAACUGUGUCUCAGCUUUCCAUGACUUUCAUAAAUUCUCCCAACCUCCAAGUGUUCACAUGAAGCCAUGUACUGACUCCCAAAAGUAUUUGGCGCCAGUCAUCAUAAAACACAUCCUUUGCUAUAUCUUGUGUACUUGUUAAGAUUUUGUUUGUUUGUUUUUUUUUUCUAGGCAAAUAAAACUGAAAUGCUUUCUCUAACUACAGAGCAAAAAAAGGAUUUUUGAAAUUUUAACUAGAUUUUUUGUGUUAACAGUAACCUUAAACUGAAGGUUAGAUUAUUUUGCAUUGAAUAUUUUGUACAGGGGUAGACCAGGAUGUUUUAAGAACAUUGGCAUGGGAAGCCUUACCAUUGUAAUGAUUUGCUUCCCCAUUGGGGGAGCAGAUGCUCCUCCCCUAUUAGCAUUUAAUUUGUCCCUCCUCCAUUGGCAUUUAACAAAAUUCUCCUCCCCCAUUGGCAAUUAAUUUGUCAGUUUGUAGCAAAGAGUAGGAGAGUAGCAAAAGGGGGGUCCUGAUCUUUUUUCAUUCGUCAGUUUCAGAUAUCUUUAUUUCUUCAACAGCUGAAAGUCAGAGUGAAGGGUGCCUUCAAUUCAAAUGUGAAUAUCCCAAUCACUCUUGGUUCUGUGCCAUACCGACCACCCAUGCCACCACAGUAUCCCCCACCUGCCGCACCUAAUUUUGUUGGUCCACCACAACCCUUGGCAGGCUUUAGCGGUAUGGCAGGUUACCCUGAGGCUUCUAAGCUUGGUGAAGGCUCACAGCCUUAUCCAAAUAUAGGUGAGUGAUAAGUCUAGCUAAUGUGGAAUUUAUUAGUUUCUUUCGAGUUUUAAAGCUGAAGGUGCAUGGUGGAAACGAUUUCUCUACUUAUAUAUCUUAAUUCAGUCAAUAAGCAUCAACAGUUCUGUGGAAGAGGACUUGGUAUAGUACUGGAGGAGUUUCCAUAAAUCAUGAAAUUAUGAAAACCACAUACUGACCAUAAUUUCUUAGUUUAUUUUACACUUGCUUAAAAUUUCUAAAAUGCUGAGGCUGCUCUUGUCGCAAAGCCUUUGGUAUUUACUGUUUUCUGAACUGUUCUCUGUCUGUUGUUUAACCUUUUUCAGUAACCUAUUGUGCCGUGUGGGUGAGGAAUGGGGUUGGGGAGGGAAUCCCUUCUCUUCCUCCCUGGAAGAAGAGAGGGAACCUUGGGAACGAGGUUGGGGUCACUCAGGAAUUAGACUCUAACUAAGUACUGAUGUGAGCUGACAGUUUGGGAGACGUUGUUUCGCUUAACGCUCUUUCUUCGUUUUGUCUCCCUUGUAGCUCCUCCAUCUUAUGCAGAAUCUGUCAGAGGAGGAACGUCGAUAAAUGACGAUGGUGACUCUGGGAAGGCUCUGGGUAACAAUACGUUCACACCGAUGUACCCGUUUGUUUAUAACUAUCAGUUCCCUUCUGCUCCGCCGGCGCCAUUUCCUCAAGAUCCUGCAACUAAAUCGACAUUUUAGGACAUCAUUGUUUUUUUGUUUGUUUUUUUUCCUGCGUGAAAUCUGCGAUUUUAGAGAUGAAGUUUGAGAUGUCCUGUAAAUACAGUAUGUUUCUCUUGGUAUUUAGUUAACGAUAUUUUAAAUCAGUUACAUAAGGACAGUUCCUGUUUUUGUGGAAACUACAUGUUUCCUAGAAAGUCAUCAUAAGCAAAAGAGGCAGACAAUACUCUACGAAGGGACUCGAUCGCUCUGACGAAGGGCUAUCGUUCGAAACGUUAGCCUUUAAACUCUUUACUGUGGCUAAUUUACGUUUUCAACUCAGUUAACACUAAAUUACUCGUUCAUUUUUACACGCAUACGUGGUAUAUACAGAACUCAUAGAAAUCUGACCUUUAGAAUUUGAAAUGAUGAACGAGUCAUCGAAACGUCGUUCGAAAUUAUUAUUGCCGAAUUUUAUUCUUAAAUCUCGUAAUCUUUUCUUAAAUGGGAAAAAAAGUAUUUAUCUUUUUUCUUUUAAGAAAAGUAAUUUUCUGGUGUUUUAAAUACCACACAUUGCUUUCACGAGCAUAGAAUGCAGUUCGUUAAUGUAUUGCACAAACUAUUGUGUUCUUAGUAUCGAGGUCAGGUGUUGCUAUGUGAGAACUAGGACCUGCUUUGUGGAAAUCCUUAAGAAAGAAUAAAUUUUGUGUAUGACCAAGCGGUCUGAAAUCUCUGUGUACGAGUGGUAGAGCACCUGAGCGCGGAAUCCGAAGGUCUGAGGUUCGAUUUCUCAUGAAGAAUUUUUUUCUUUGUUACAAGUCGAUGAAACCUCUCUCAGGUAUCUAACUCUUC
This is a messenger RNA of Pocillopora meandrina, 5887 nucleotides long. Lineage: Eukaryota; Metazoa; Cnidaria; Anthozoa; Scleractinia; Pocilloporidae. The record is from the annotation of a GenBank genome assembly.